AUGGAAAUCGAAAAUAAUAGAUUAAAACCUAACAUUUUGGUUACUGGAACACCCGGAGUAGGAAAAAGUACAUUAGGAAAAUUGUUAAGUGAACAUAUUGAGGGUCUUUAAUAUGUUGAUGUUGGAUUAUUAAUAAAUUAAAAGAAAUUAUAUAAGUAAUGGAAUCAAGAAUUUAAUGUACCUGAAUUUGAUUAGGAUAUGGUAUGUGAUGAAUUAGAAGAAGCUAUGCAAACUGGUGGAAUGAUUAUAGAUUUUCAUACAUCUUCAUUCUUUCCUGAAAGAGUAUUUAAUUGAUAUAUAUAUUUAGUGGUUUGAUUUGGUUGUUCUUCUCAGAACCAAUAAUACUGUUCUAUAUGAUAGACUUAAAGCUAGAGGAUAUGAAGAAAAAAAGAUCACUGAAAAUAUUGAAUGUGAAAUCUUAGAUGUCAGCAAAGAUGAGGUGGAAAGGUUUAUUUAUUUAUUGUUAUUAUGUUAGCUCUUAUAAACAAAAUAUAAUUAUGGAAUUAAAUAAUGAAGAAGUACCUUAAUUAGAGUAAAAUAUAUUAUAAAUUAUUGAAUACUUAAAACAGUGGAAGCAACUCUUAUUGUAAAAAUAAUAGCAGUAAUAAAUCUAAUGA
Molecule: messenger RNA, 617 nt
Organism: Paramecium sonneborni
Lineage: Eukaryota; Ciliophora; Oligohymenophorea; Peniculida; Parameciidae
Source: the annotation of a GenBank genome assembly